UCAGCAGCUCAGAGUCGUCGUUGUCCUCGAAGCACGAGAAAAAUAUGUUUAGCUCGUCCGGUAGGGUGGUGUUAAAUGUCCUCGAAGUGGCUGGCUUUCUUUUUGUAAUCCGUGAUCAUUAGGAGCCCCUGCCACAUACGCCUCGUGUUCGACCCGUUGGAUUGCUCCUCUACUUUGUGCAUAUACUUGUGUUUCGCUAUAUUGGAGUGUGGAUUCUGAAUGGUCGGACCAACGCUGUGCAGACCUGACCACUGGAACUUUCCUUUUGAGUCUUUGUUUGCAGGCGGCGAUAAGCAAAAUGGCGUCGUCAGAUUUACUGAAAGGAGGAGGAGAGACGGCCUUACCUGUUUCUAAAAGACAUGUAGCAGUAGUCAAGCCUGCAAUUUACACGGGUAGGACAGUCAAUGUGUUGGUAAUAAUUCUGGAGCACGGACCUCAAAUUACCUUUAUAGUUUUCAAGAUGUAGGAUUUUCAUAAGCAAAGUGUCAUGAUGAUGUGGCAAGUGACACUUUACUUCUCGAAAGUCCAAUAUCUGCAAAACGUGACUGCUGACAUGCAAAACAUUUUGGGACUGUAUCAACAGUGGUAUAAUGAUAAAAAAUACCAAAAGAUAGUUUUUGCAUGGAGUUUUCCUUUAAUGUUGAGUUAGGCUAUUUGUUUCAGUUGGCAUACAGACAAUAUCAUUGCGAUAAAAUCUAUUUCAAUAUCUGCCCAAAUACAAAAAAAGAUCAGUGGACUAAUGGAAAAAAAUGCCAAAAUAUCGUUUUUUUGUGGAUUUUUCCAAGAAGAACAAGUGUAGAACUAACAUAAAAUUAUAAUAAUUGUCAUCUUCCCGUCUUCAUGACGCUGACGUUUUAGAGAAUAUAUAUUCAAUAUCACAAACGAAAAAAUAUCUUGUUAUUCGGCUGCUUUUACUCCUUAGUAUAGUGACAAUGACACUUUUCUAGCGUUAGUAUCGGCCUUUCUCCCCACACCUAAUAAUAUCACAUUGAGGGGUGCUGGCCACUGUCUGAUGGCUAUAGCUGAGAGACAUAUUAAUAAUAUGAACAAUCCAUUACUAAUUACCCAUCUUUAAUGGGAAUGAAGACGUGGGCGGGGCAAUCUAUUGUGGGUGCAGUAGUCUAAUUAUAAUUUCUAAACUGAAGUGGGUCUGGGUAUGGUGUAUAAAGUCCACUCUGGUGGGAUCGAAUUCAAACGAGUCUUCCUGCAGGAGAAGAGCCGUACGUGACCUGUAAAAAACGAAGCGUGCGUAAUUUACAAUGGCGAAAUGGGAAAUGCGAAUGGACGUUCUAAAAUGUUUGGCGGUGCUUGAGCUGGAUGACAUGGAUUCAGACGGAAGGGGGGAACUUGAUGAGAUGUAUCAAGAGAUCUAUGAUGAUAAAUAUGGCAUUUUUUCAGUAGAUUCCGAUUCUGACUGUGAGGCGUAUGGGAUCCCUGCCAGGGUGCCAGCGGCACCACAACGCAAGCAGCAAAACUCCCGCAGUUGCUACAGUCAACAUGGGCGCAAAAAAGCCCCUACGUUGCCCACUGUGGAGCCGUCACCAACUGAGAUGGAGAGCGAUAACAAGGGGGCGGACGGCACAGUUUGGGUGAAACAGCCUGUUGGUAACGCCACGGGUCGAUUAUUAACACAGAACGACACCAGAGUGGAAUCAGGCCCUACACCAUAUGCAAAAGACAGAAUCGACGGUGCCUACGCCAGCUUUCAUUGUUUGUGUGACAUGGAGAUGUUGCAGCGCAUCAGGGACUGUACUGUGGCCGAGGCGCACCGGGCGCAAGGAAAAAACACAACAUGGGACUUGUCUGUGGAGGAAUUGGAAGCAUUCAUUGCGGUCCUGUAUGUCCGUGGGCUAUACGGCAAUAGACAAGCGUCUUUGGAUGGCUACUGGUCAUGUUUAAAAUCAGAUUUCUUUCGAGACACAAUGCCAGUGGACCGCUUCACAGAAAUCAUGCGGUACCUGCGUUUUGACACAAGAGAGAUCAGACGCCCCCGGACAAAUUCGAACAAAUUCGCCGUGGUCUCAGAAGUUUGGAACGCGUUUGUACGGAACUGCGUUGCAUGUUACAAGCCAGGGUUGAACAUCACUGUUGAGGAGCAACGGUUCCUUACAAGUGGGGAGGUCAUCAAGUUUUCGUUGACCGCUGACGUAGACAGCAAGUACGUGCUAAAUGUCAUUCCUCAUGUCGUUCCUUAUUCGUGGGAAGAUGAAUCUCAGAAGCCUGAAAAUGUGGCAUUGAAGCUUGUGGAACCUUACCUCGGUGCGGGGAGAAAUGUCACUACGGACAAGUUCUGCACAUCCCUGCCAUUAGCAAAUAAGUUGAUUGCCAACAAUACCAACUUGGUCGGGGCCGUGAGUCAUUGCGGACGAGAGCUGCCUCCCGUGAUGCGUAAUCAGACACAGACAAAGCUAUACUCCACUACCGUGCUAAAGCAUGACAAAGCAACCCUUACGGUUUACAGAAGUAACCCAAGAAAGAACGUCUGUAUUCUGAGCACUAUGCACCCGACUGUCGCCAUCGGGAGCGACCGAACGAGAGAACCGGAGACCGUGACGUUCUAUAAUAGCAACAGGGUUGACGUAAAUAGGAUGACAAGAGAGCGCACGGUGGAGGUUGUGACAGGGUUGGAGAAAGGAGGUUCACACCGCUGGCCCCUUGCGGUAUUCUUCAACCUUCUUGACCUGGCUGCAAUCAACGCAUAUGUUUUGUUCACGCAAUGCACCGCUAAGACAGUGUCAAGGAGAGAUUUCGUCAUGGAUCUGGCAUUCGAGCUUCGCGAGAAGCACAUGAGUGCCAGUGCCGCACCGCCUCCUCCCCUCCCCUCCCACCCAUCCAGGACACAGUCUGUGAAACGAAGACCCGGAGCAAGGUGCGCAGAUCGACACGGAACAAGGCUCCUGAAAGCUGUGGGUAGUGCAACGGAUUUGCUUGUGGGUCUUGCGCACGCAAAUAUCCAGAACAACAGAAGACGAGAGAUGAAUUCAUGCGUUAGGCUAAAGGCGCAUAUCCCAAAGGCACAAGAUACUGUCUCCAGUGAAUUAACAACCGAGUCUGUGUUAUAGCAUGGAUAUAUUGCCACUAAUUCUCCUGUAUGCAUGUAAUGUUUCAACAUUGUGUUUUGCACCCUACCAAUUGUGUUACAAA
Molecule: messenger RNA, 3144 nt
Organism: Salvelinus fontinalis (brook trout)
Lineage: Eukaryota; Metazoa; Chordata; Actinopteri; Salmoniformes; Salmonidae
Exons: 2
Coding region: 1260-3062 (600 amino acids)
Source: RefSeq, a predicted model, not a curated record